CUCAAGACCAAAGAGGACUCGGCAGCAGUUGGCGCCAUGGCAAUCAGAUCUGCGGGCGAGGACAUAGCCUUCAAGCAGCCCGUGACACCUUUCACGCUGUCCUACUACGCAGCUCAUGAUGGUGGCAGGAGGACCACCUACGAGCGCGAGAUCUCCAACUGCGAAGCAGUUGGCGACCAGGGCAAGAGCCGGGCGUACCUGAAGAUGGACAGGCUUCCGCGCGAGUUCUUGUCUCAGGAGGCUAUUGCGACUGGAAGCGCCAAGGUGAGGAGGGAGCAGCCGGACGCGCCUGCGCACAUGGACCCCAAAGUCAAGCGCCUGAUGAGAGAGAUUGCAGUCUCUGAGGGCAUGAGGCAAGAGGUUGUCAUGGAUCCCAAGUUUGUCGCGGACAUCAAGCGGAAGCACAAGGUGGACCACGUCACCUCCAUCUUCACGGAUCCGCGCCUGCCCGCGGACGAUUGCAGCACCUACAACCUGCGCCAUCAGUUCGAAGGCCACCUCGCGGACGAGGUGGACAAGAAGCACUUCCUUCAGAAGAACUUCUACUCGGAGUAUGUGGAGGCUUUGGCCAAGCAGAAAGGUUUGAUGAUGGACAAGAACAAGGGCGCCUAGCGAGCGAAAUGAUUUCAGUUUCACCUCGACUAGUUCUCAAUGCGUCUCACCACAAUCUUGGGCAACUGGUGCUGAUCUUUGCAACCCUCGGGCACAGGGGCUCAUUGGUUGUUGAUGCUCAGUUGCCCUUCUGCAGUGGCUCAUCUCUGCCAGGCUGUGCGAAGGAAAAGCUUAGGAUAAUUCUCUCGGCCGAGCCCUUCCAAUUGCCGAGACGCCGGGGCCCUUGCCACAGCAGUGAUGAAAUCUCUGGCCGCUGCAUGGGAUUGCACGCGCUGUGCUGACCC
Messenger RNA from Effrenium voratum, 896 nucleotides. NCBI's taxonomy places the organism in Eukaryota, Dinophyceae, Suessiales, Symbiodiniaceae. The record is from the annotation of a GenBank genome assembly.